GCCGAGCAGGGCAGGGCGCGUGCCUGGCAUGCCAACGAUGCGAAUGCUUCGAAUAUGUUUUUGAUAUAAAAAUGCGUAAGUCCCAAACAUUUGAUUGCAGUUUCAAUUGCAACGUCCAUCAAAAUGCUGGCAAAGUUUAUUCCAUUGAUUGCUUUGUUGUCGAUCGUUCGGUGUGAGCUGCCCGUGGGCCGUAGAGCUGCUCCCUAUGCCGCCGCUGGCUGGCAGCCACGAGUUCCCUUCAAUCUGCCCAACGAGUAUUUGCCGCCCAGCCGUGCUCGUGGCUCUGGUGUGGAGAUCAGCAAGGAACGCGUGGAACUCGCUGGAAAAGUAAAGCCGCCGCAAACGAACUAUUUGACGACCACGCAAUUGGUUGGGACUGAGGCGGAGGCCCUGCCAGAGUCCAUUCUGGGAACAGCAGUCUCUCCGAGUGCCCCUGAGCCAGAUCCUGCCUUCAAAAUCAUUUAUCCCGAUGAUGAGGAAUCUGCCUCAGCCGACCAGCAGCAGUCGAACAUCAGAGAGGGUCGCUACUACAUCGUAGCAAAGGAUAACAAAAUCCAGCGGGUUUCCUUUCGCGCACUCCAGCAGCUCGAUGGCGAUGAGGACUUCACCGCGCAGCUGCGAUACUCCACGGUGGGGCAGCUGCAGGAUCCAGCUGGAGCGGGUGCUCAAGUAGAUGAUUUCCGGGUAGAACAGAACACAUUUUGCUGA
This is a messenger RNA of Drosophila subobscura, 708 nucleotides long. RefSeq lists its product as uncharacterized. The record is from RefSeq and is a predicted model, not a curated record. The coding region runs from base 124 to 708 and encodes 194 amino acids. The transcript has 2 exons. NCBI's taxonomy places the organism in Eukaryota, Metazoa, Arthropoda, Insecta, Diptera, Drosophilidae.